AUGACAAAAACAAGUGGGUAUAAUGUUGCCGUGGGGCUAAUUGUUGCCGUUGGCAGCUUCACAUACGGCUUUGGCUUCGCAUCCUUUGCAACUAGCAUCGGCCAGCCAGGCUUCUUCACCUACUUCAAUCUCUCGACAACAGGGCCUGGCGCUGCAUACACGAAUCACAUCCUCGGAGCCGUCAACGCGCUCUUCUUCUUCGGUGCAUGCGUAGGAGCACUCGGUGGUGGCCCUUUAGCUGACAAGAUCGGACGAAAAUGGACACUCCUAGCUGCUUCUGUGGUCGCUGUCAUCGGGGGAGCUUUGACAGCGGGGAGUGUGCACAUUGCUAUGCUGAUUAUUGUCCGUAUUCUCCAGGGAUCUGGUCUCGGUGCUUUGGCGACGUUAACCCCGAUUUACCUCUCCGAGGCUUCGACGCCUUCGAAGCGAGGAAUGCUUACUGGUCUACAUGGCUUCUUUCUCGUGUCGGGAUACAACAUGUCUGCCUGGGUUGGCUUCGGAUGUUUCUUCUCAGAGAACCUCACCUUUGGCUGGCGCGGCCCUUUAGCAUUUACCUGUAUCCCGCCGCUCAUCCUGCUCAUCGGCUGUUUAUGGGUACCAGAAUCUCCCCGCUGGCUCCUAACCCAAGGCCGUGUCGAUGAAGCAUGGACAGUUCUUAGCAGACUCCACAAUGACCCGCAUGAUCCAAACGAAGUCGCCGCGCGCGAGGAGUUCUACCAAAUGAGAAAACAGAUCGAGUUCGAGGCGACGAAUUCGAGCGGGUAUAUGGCCAUCUUCAAAACCCCGGCAUAUCGAAAGCGAGCGUUUUUGUCGUGCUUUGUGCAGUAUGCGGCCAAUGCGACUGGGGGUCUGGUCAUCAACUACUAUUCCGUCAUUAUCUAUGAGAAUCUGGGUUUGAAGACGUAUAUGCCGUUGCUGAUGUACUGCAUAUACACGCUGAUUGGCGCUCUGGGGAAUUUGUUCUCGCUCCUAACUGUCGAUAAAACUGGGAGACGAUUCGCACUUCUGACCGGCUUCACCGGCGUCCUCAUUACCGUCGUCAUCGAGGCUGCAAUGGUAGGCUGCUUCGUGACCGGCUCUAAGCCCAACAUCGGCGGCCAAAAAGUUGCCAUUGUAGCUAUCAUGUUCUUCGUGUUCUUCUACGGCCUGUUCAUCGAUGCAGCAUCCUUCAUUUACAGCUCCGAAAUCUACCCCACGAAUAUCCGCUCGCCGGGUGUAGCGUUGGCGACGUUCACGUAUUUUGCGGCUUGUAUUACGUUUGUCACGCCCGGGGCGACAGCAAUUGCGAAUAUUGGAUAUAAGUAUUUUGUUAUCUUCGCAUGCCUAACAUUCGUCUCCGUGGUAGUGAUUUACCUCAUGUACCCGGAAACCAAAGGCAAGUCAUUGGAAGAGCUAGCGGAGUUGUUCGGAGACCCUGUAGUCGUGCAUCUCACCGAUGCCACCGAGGAGCAGAAGGAGAAGAUUGAUCAGGAGAUAAAGAAUGAGCUGUUUGCCGAACAUCGAGAAAACUUCAGGGCUUAGAUAAGGAAAGGUGUGGGAUUAGUAAUUCAGGAGAUGGUGAGGUGGUUAUGUUGUAGAAUCUAGGAAGGCGGUGAGGAAGUUGAAUUGAAGUUUGCAGCCAGUACGGUGUACGUGGUGUCGUGUCGGGAGCUCAUGGGUGUUUCCCCCCUCUCGUGACAUGAUUACCGCGUGCUACCGGCUUCACAUUUGUGGGUCGAUCAAGGGGUGUGAGGCAGAAGCGGUGGAUCAGCGAGCGCAACCUUACCCAUAGGCACGGCUCUCAGACCCAGUUAUAAGUGUCCCCUUUUUCUUCCCUUUCUUGAUUUCCUCUCCUCGCUGAACGCCUCUGCACGCCAGUUCCAAAAUGCUACGGAGAAGAGGAUAUGGGGAUCCACUCCUACGUCUCCCUCCGUACCAAAAAACCACUGUAAACC
Molecule: messenger RNA, 1934 nt
Organism: Lindgomyces ingoldianus
Lineage: Eukaryota; Fungi; Ascomycota; Dothideomycetes; Pleosporales; Lindgomycetaceae
Product: MFS sugar transporter
Exons: 5
Coding region: 1-1521 (506 amino acids)
Biological process (GO): transmembrane transport; carbohydrate transport
Cellular component (GO): membrane
Molecular function (GO): carbohydrate:proton symporter activity
Source: RefSeq, a predicted model, not a curated record